This is a messenger RNA of Myzus persicae (green peach aphid), 2345 nucleotides long. Its product is annotated as acetyl-coenzyme A transporter 1-like. The record is from RefSeq and is a predicted model, not a curated record. The transcript has 11 exons. Gene Ontology annotation, cellular component: membrane. NCBI's taxonomy places the organism in Eukaryota, Metazoa, Arthropoda, Insecta, Hemiptera, Aphididae. Bases 660 to 2231 code for a protein of 523 amino acids. Gene Ontology annotation, molecular function: acetyl-CoA transmembrane transporter activity.
UGUUCACGUAAUACGAUCGUGGCCGCCGUAUAAUGGAAAUACCAUGUGCAUCUACGCGAUACAGUAGUUUAAGAGCCUUAGUCUACUCUGGUCGUCCGACGUGUUGAGUUGUUGUGAAUUCGUGAUUUUUCGCAAUCGAUCCACUCCGUCGUCAUAAUCAACAGCAGCACAACGUUUUAGGCGCACGUGCGUGCUGUCGACAGCCAUUUACAUAUCUGUACGCGUUUGAAUCAGCGGAGGCCACCGGUAAAUUGAAAUAUUCGUCCUCGGCAGGAGACGUGACUGCCGGGUUCGUAGUACAUUAUCACAGUACCUACAUCAAACAAAUAGCCCUCGGCAUCGUCCAAUAACGCAAUUCACGACGGCCGGUAAUAAAUAUAUUAGAAACUGGUUUUAAAUAUACAUCAAUCAAUCGGUGUGAUCAUUAUCACUCUCUAACAUCGCAACAACUGCUAUCUUUACAACACAUAACAAUCCCAAUAAAUACAAUUUGCUACCUGUAAUAACAUUCAAAAUUCAUACUAUUUUGAGUGACGGACAAGCAUAAUCACAACCAAUUCAUCAUAAUUUUUUUUAGUAUAUCGUCAUUAGUCAAUACCACGGUUUAAAAACUUUCAAUUUAUAUAUCAUUCCUGAAACGGAGAGUUUAUAGUGUGAACAUGAAAAAUUCACUAAAUGAAGAAGAAGAAGAAGAAGAAUUAGAAAUAUUUGAAGUUCCACCUCAGUCUUUACCGGCCAAACCAAACUUGAAGGGUGAUUGGCUGAACUUCUUUCUAUUGAUAUUAUUAUACACAAUACAAGGAUUACCUUUGGGCUUAGCCAUUGCUUUACCAAUCAUUUUUCAAAGUAAAAAAAUUGUGACCUAUAAAGAACAGGCUUUUUUCAGUUUAGUUGCGUGGCCAUAUAGUGUUAAAAUUAUAUGGGCCCCAAUAGUAGACUCACUGUACGUACAAUGGAUAGGCCGACGAAAAUCUUGGCUCGUGUUCGUUCAAUUCUCAAUGGGGAUGGUUUUACUCUAUACGGCCAUGAACAUCGACGAGUGGUUGCCCGAGUCCGGAAUGCCUAAUCUAAAAGCACUGGUGAUCACGUUUUGUGUCAUUAGCUUCUUGGCCGCAACACAAGAUAUAGUAGUCGAUGGAUGGGCACUGACAAUGCUGAAAAAGAACAACGUUGGUCAUUCGUCUACGUGCAACGGGACGGGUGUAGCAUUGGGUGUUCUCAUUGGCACUAUUUGUCCCGUUUUACUUACAUCAGAAGACUUUUGUAAUAAAUACUUACGGACAACGCUCAGCACAGGAGGUUUAAUCACUAUAAAAGGUUUUUUGUUUUUUUGGAGCAUCAUAAUUAUGUUAAUAACAACAUUUAUUGGUAUAUUCAAAAGAGAAAAAGACGAUACACUAGAAGAUGGGCACGUAAAAAUUAACGUUUUUAAAAGUUAUAAGCUUCUUUGGAAAAUUCUAAAGCUGCCUAAUAUUCGUGUAUUGGCAAUUGCAUUGUUAACAAUGAAGAUUGGAUUUUCGGCAACUGAUUUUGUGUCAAAGUUAAAACUUAUUGAUGCUGGUAUAUCUAAAGAUGACAUAAUGAUAAUAACUAUAUCGAUGUAUAUAGUCAAAUUUAUUGUACCUCUCGUUGUAUCAAAAUAUACUUCAGGUACAAAACCGAUGAGUGCGUACCUGAAUUUAAUGCCAAUCAGGUUACUUUGGAGCAUUGCUUAUGUUAUAUUAAUUUACUACACACCAAUUUUGAUUCAACAUAAUGGAGUUGUAAAUGUACCGACGUAUUAUUAUUUGAUUUUAGUAUUUAUAAGUAUAAUACAUGAGAUUUUAGCAUACACCAUGUACCUUUUCACACUAGGAUUUUUCUCUCGGAUAAGUGACUCACGUUUUGGCGGUACAUACAUGACGAUGUUGUCGACGAUUGCCAGUUUUGGAUGGGUAGUAUCACAUACUUUAGCAUUGCGGAUGAUUGACGUGCUCACAUUCAGUAAAUGUUCAAAUGAUGAUGAAAAUAAUUGUUCUACGAUAGAUUUAAAAAACAUGUGUAAAAUAAAGGGAGGUGAUUGCAACAUUAUUGUAAAUGGUUACUAUAUAGAAGUUGCACUGUGUAUGAUAAUUGGAUUCGUUUGGUAUUUUUGGUACAAAAAAACCAUAAAAAAUCUUCAAACAAUGAGUCUUUCCAAUUGGCAAGUGAACUUAAAUCGACUAGAUGGAGAAAAAAAAGAAGAGCUUUAGUGUACCUACGAUUUAAAUGUGAUAAUACAUUAUAUUGUACCCAGAUGACUUAUAAGAAUAUGUUAUUUAAUUUACAUUGUGCCAGUGAAUAAAAAACACUUCAGAAUCCUGUUA